UGGCUGGGUGGGAAGAAGAAACAGCCUUUGGGGGGCUUCUGGUUUUUGGUGUUUUUUUUCCCCUUUCUCUCUCUGUUUGGUUUUUUGUUCUUGCAUUUGGAUUGCAGAUUUCCAGGGGCUGCAGCACCACUGGAGAAGAGCUGCAUCCGGGAACAAAAAAUCAAUAAAUGGAGGAACAAGAUCUGGUGGGACCCCAAACAGGGGAGAGAUUGGAGGAGGUAGGAAGAGGCCGUGAUGUUGUGCAGGUGGAAACCAGCAGGAAGAGUGUGACUAAGGCAACUCUGCAACAAGUGAAGCAGGAACUAGAUGAGGGGCUGCGACAGGGCUGGGAAGCCCAAUGGUCGGAGUUCCUGAGUACAUCAGAGCCCGCUCAUUCAAGGUGGAAAAAUAUGCAGCCCCAUUCAGGGCCUAGCACGACAGAACUUCAGGCAUCCUUGGAAAGUGUAGCUGAGCCUGGCCAUUGGCCUAGAAGAGAGUAUGCAACCCAAACCGUGGCAGGUCUCUGUGACAAACCCCACAAAACCUAUGAAAGCCUGGAUGUUUCUGUGAAAGUGAAGGAAGAGGUUCUGGAUGAGGACGCUCUUGCUCCAGAGAUACAGCGCCAGCGCUUCAGGCAACUCUGCUACCAGGAGGCCGAGGGGCCCCGAGAGGCCUUCAACCAGCUCUGGGAACUUUGCCAUCAGUGGCUGAGGCCAGAGAGACGUACGAAGGAGCAGAUCCUGGAGCUGCUGAUCCUGGAACAGUUCUUGACCAUCCUGCCUGUGGACAUGCAGUGCUGGGUCACAGAACACAGUCCAGAGACCUGUGCUGAGGCGGUGGCCCUGGCAGAGGAUUUCUUUAUGAGACACCCGGAGGCUGAGAGAUCCCAGCCAAGCACUCCUAAGGGACCCAGAGAAAGUGGCAGGCUGUCUUGGAAAAUGCCAGGGUCCUUGGAAGAUGUGGCUGUUAAGUCCUCUGAGCAAGAUCCAUCGGACACAGUGAAGAUGCAAUUUGCCACGGAUGCCAACCAAGGACACGAUGGGGAGGCUGGCUUUCUGGGCGACAAUCCAGUGAGGACAAAGGAGGAGGAGACCCUUCAGCUGGAAGGAUCUGAAACAUUGUUGGGAAGAGGCAGUAUCUUCCCAUUUCAUGAUGAGGAAGAAUUGCCUGGAAGCCAACAGGGACUGGAAAGGUGCAAAGAAAAGCAUCCAGGGAAGGGAGCAGAGGAAGCCUUCCUUUGUGAAGAAGGCAAGGGAAGUUUGCCCGGAAGUAUGACAAACGAAGGGAACCUCCAGUGUAAGAGCAAAAAGACGUGCCCUGAGUGUGGAAACCUCUGUGAGGUCUUUGACCUCCCUACGAACCAGAAGACUUCAGCGGAAGAGGAGUUUUACAUCUGCGCACGAUGUGGGAAGGCCUUCAAAAACAGAGCCUCACUCGUUCCACAGCAGGGGGCUCCUGCCGUAGCAAAACCAUACUCAUGCUCAGAAUGUGGGAAAAGCUUUGGCACAAAGGCCUCCCUUCUGAAGCACAAGGGGACCCACACGGGAGAGAAGCCCUAUGUGUGCUCCGAGUGCGGGAAAUGCUUCACGACCAGCUCAAACCUCAUCUACCAUAACAUUGUCCACACGGGAGAGAAGCCGCACAAGUGCUCCGACUGUGGCAAGAGCUUUCAUUGGAAGUCGUCCCUCAUCACACACGAGAGGACCCACACGGGCGAGAAGCCGUACGAGUGCUCCGAGUGCGGGAAGAGCUUUGGCAACAGCUCUCAGCUCCUGAGGCACAAAAGAGUGCACACAGGCGAGAAGCCCUAUCAUUGCUCCGAGUGCGGCCGAAGCUUCAACCAGAUUGCAUCGCUCAUUGCGCACAAGAGGAUCCACACAGGAGAGAAGCCGUAUGAGUGCUCUGAAUGUGGGAAGGGGUUCGGCACCAGAACAAACCUUAUGAUGCACAAAAGGGUCCACACGGGAGAGAGACCAUACAAGUGCUCCUACUGUGGACAGAGCUUCAGCCAGCGAACACAUCUCAUCAUACACGAGCGGACCCACACGGGAGAGAAGCCUUAUACGUGCACCGAGUGUGGGAAAAGCUUCAAUGCAAAGGCGCCCCUUAUCACACACAGGAGGACCCACACAGGAGAGAACCUUUACCAGUGCUCCCAGUGCGGGAAAAGCUUCAGCACGAGCUCAAACCUCCUCAAUCACAAUAUCAUCCACACGGGAGAGAAGCCACACAAAUGCUCCGACUGUGGGAAAUGUUUCAAUCGGAAAUCGUCCCUCAUUACGCACCAGAGGACCCACACGGGAGAGAAACCGUAUGGGUGCUUCGAGUGCGGGAAGUGUUUCAUUUCUAGCUCGGAUCUCACGAAACAUAAAAAGGUGCACCGAGGUAAACGUUCGGUCAGCGCUGAAAGUUUCAUGUAUAGUUCUGGGCUUGGAAAGCAAGGAAGUGUGCACCCAGGCGGGGAGCCAGAGAGGGAGACGACUCGGAUGCAGGCACCCUUCAGAUUGAUGAGGGGGUGUUUGCACAGCGAGACCCCUUUUAUCUUCUCCGUACCCCUGCCAAGCCAAAGGCAUCUUUUAACGCAAAAACGUGCUGAAGCAGUUCAGAAAGUGCAGCUUGGCAUAAACAUGGAGCACGAGGAGCCCUCAGCACCCAAACUAGAAGAGAAAUUGGGCAAAAGAGACCCUCAUGUUGCCCAGGUUGGGACCAUCAGGGAGUUUCUGACUGGGGAAGGCCCCCAAGAAAUUAAGCAAGAAGCAGAUGAGGGUCCUCAACAUUGUUGGGAAUCCCAAUGGCAGGAAUUCCUGAAGACAGUGGAGACCCCUCAGCAAGGAGGGGAAACCUCACAUCUGCCUCAGGCCCCAUCAGAGGACGAUACGAAGGCAUUUCAGACUGCCUUGAAAAGCGUCGCCGAUGGCAGCCAGCAGCCAGGAGGAGACUGUGCAACCCAAAUCAUGCCGGGCCUCGGUGGGGAUGUCGAGGAGGCUUAUGGAAACCUAGAUUCUUGUGUGAAAGUGAAGGAAGAGAUUCUGGAUGAGGAGGACAUUGACUUGGAGAUGCAGCACCAGCAUUUCAGGCAGUUCUGCUAUCAAGAAGCAGAGGGCUCUAGAGAGAUACCUGGGGCUCUGGAAGAGGUGACUGUAAAAUCACCCAAGUUGGAGGACGAUUCCUCUGACAUUCUCCAGUUCCAGAUCCCUAUGGAUACGGCUGUGGAAGUCAAGAAGGAGAGUGACUGGGAGUCCAGCUUGCUGGAAUGUGAUGAGCAGGUGCUGAAGAAUGAGGACGACGCAUUUCAGCUGGAAAGACCAGAGCAAGUGGGCAUCAGCGGAAUCUCCUUGGAAAGAACGGGAAGGAAGUUUUUCUGGGGUCCUGAGAUGAAAGGAAGACCUGAAAAUCAAUUGGGACCAGAGUGGCACUAUGCAAGCCAUCCAGAGAAAAUAGCAAACCAAGCCUUCUUGUGUGAGGAAGGAGACCAAAGCUUAUAUGAAAGUGCAUUUCAGUGCAGGAAAAAAUUAAGGGCUGACAGUGGACAGAGAUGGCAUCAGGCCACUGAACUACCUGGGAAUGCACUGAUACGAUCGAAGGAUAAACUGCAUAAAUAUGCACACUGUGAGAAACUCUCCAACAACAAAACAUCUCAUAUACCACAUGAGAGAACCAACACAGGUGGGAAAUCAUACAUUUGUUCCGAGUGUGGGAAAAACUUUGGCUGGAGAACGAAUCUUGUUAAGCACAAAAGAAUUCACACAGGGGAGAAGCCAUAUAAGUGUUCAAGCUGUGGCAAAAGCUUCAAUGCAAAAUCCACCCUUAUUAAACACGAGAGGUCCCAUACAGGAGAGAAGCCAUACAAAUGUCCCCAGUGCGGGAAAGCCUUUGGCGAAAAGGGGAUACUUGUGAAGCAUCUGAGAAUCCACACAGGUGAGAAGCCGCAUAAAUGCUCAGACUGUGGCAAAAGCUUCAUAGAGAGAGGUGCUCUUAUUAAGCAUGAGAGAACCCACACAGGAGAGAAGCCCUAUGAAUGUUCCGAGUGUGGGAAAACCUUCCGGAUCAGUUGUCACCUUAAACUUCAUAAAAGAACGCACACUGGUGAGAAACCCCAUCAAUGUGCAGAUUGUGGCAAAAGCUUCAGUGAGAGGGCGUCUCUGGUCAAACAUGAGAGAACCCACACAGGAGAGAAGCCGUAUGAGUGCUCUGAGUGUGGAAAAAGCUUCCGCAUCAGCUUUCAGCUUGUCAUUCAUAAAAGGACGCAUACAGGUGAGAAACCACAUGAAUGCUCAGACUGUGGCAACAGCUUCAGGGAGAUUGCCUCCCUCAUUAAACAUAAGCGAACCCACACGGGAGAGAAGCCGUAUGAAUGCUGUGAAUGCGGGAAAAGCUUCAGAACCAGUUUUCAACUGAAAACCCAUAAGAGGACGCACACGGGAGAGAAGCCGUAUCAGUGCUUGGACUGUGGGCAAAGCUUCAGCCAGAGGUCACGCCUUGUCAUACAUGAGAGGACUCACACAGGAGAGAGGCCGUACGGAUGCUCCGAGUGUGGGAAAAGCUUUGUUUCUAGCUCUCACCUUCGGAAACAUGCCGUUGUGCACACAGGGGAAAGGCCGUAUAAAUGCAUGUACUGUGAGAAAAGCUUCAGUAAGAAAUCUAAUCUGGUUGUGCACGAGAGGAUUCAUACUGGAGAGAAACCCUACGAAUGCUCUGUGUGCGAAAAAAGGUUCUGUAGUUCCUCUGUUUUUCAUAGACAUAUGAAGAUCCACCCAGGAGAGGCUUCCUAGGGGUAGUCAGGUUCUAAGAAGGGCGAUGAAUCAAACACCCAGAGACUGGGGGAAACUUCUGGAAGUGUAACUAGAGUGGGGUGAUAGGAGCACUGUCUGGACACAGGUGGGAAGAAAAUGGGCAUCGGUGGUAAAACGCUGACAUUUAUUAAGAAAGCUUCCCUUAUGCAAUGUUUUUCUUUGCCACUAUGGAACAAACAGGCAUGUCUUGAAGAUGGCACUUGGAGAAGCCAAAUAUUGGUUCACUUUAGAGUCUCAGUGUGGGCAGCAUGCCAGGCAGAGUGGCACCAUGGAAGCUAUGCAUUGGCUCUGUGAUUGUAGCCUAAUGCAGUAGUACAUUCACCAUGAAAUACUUCUGGUAGGAGAGGAGAAAAGUUGGGAUUUUUGCAGCAAACAAGAAGUGUGCUUAACUCACUCCAGAUUUUAGCUGUCAUCCCCCCCUGCCCUCCGAUGGGUCAGUCCAGGGGUAACAGCUAUCUUAUACUUGUAAUGCCAUUCCCUAUUACAUAUAAUCCCCCAGAUGAUUUCUUUUAAUAAUUUGUGUGUUGGGGGCCCUGGCUGUAGAAUUAGGAAAAUGGCUAGAAAUUGCUACAGUAUGGAAAACUUCCGUUGGCGCUCAAAUCUAUAUUAGUUAUCUGGAAUGUCCCUUGAAACCUUUGAAAUCAUGAACAUUUGAAAUUGCGUCAGCAGAACAGGGUGACAUCACGGAUGGCUUGUGACUGGAGAAGAACAGACAUCGGAGGUUAGCAUCCUCUAGAAGCUGCUGAGGGACCACCUGCACACACAACCUUUGUGCAGUGAUGAAAUGACUCUCUUGGCUGGUGAAUGGGAUGCUGGGAACCAUCUCUAAAAGCUUUUGUCAUGAGCAAAGUAAUUCUGGGCCUGGUCAACUUGCAAAGGAAAAUGAGGUAGUAGAAUAUUGAGGGUGGGGCCUGUAGAAUGGAUCAUGCCACUUCAGAUUGUAGAGUCACAUUUUUGAAUGCUCCCCUAUACUUUACCAAGUCCCUGCAAAUAGAAAGAGCAGCCAAUGGGCUGGAAUAGAACCUUUGUUUCUGAGGUGCCAGUUUCUGCUUGAAGGGUUUGGAUAUUUUUUAAAAAAACAAAGCAAACCUAAGAGAGCAUUCAGAAAUGUAAUCCUCCACGUGGGGUCUCCGUGGAUAGAUCCCGUUCUAUCACCUCAUUUUGCAGAUUUGGAAAACCCACAGCCUUUGCCUCUGCCUUGAACACGCACUCUCCAACAGACUCAGCUCUAGGUCUGAUGAGGCGCUUGGGAAAGUGCUUUCUGAGGGCCACUUCCUAUUGGACGCUUCCCCAAGGUUCAUGGCUGGGAGCUUACCUUGGCGUUGUCAGGGUAGUUGGAGUGUUUUUUCCACCACUGUUGGUAAUGAUAGAAGCCCUGCUUCCUUUUUUGCCUCUCCCAUUUCUGAGGCAGCUAAAAGGAAUAUGAGAACCAUGCUCCAUUGCCACCUCUCUUCUGCUCAUCCCAUUUGCAAACAGAAGAGAAGCAGUGACAACAGAAGGACUGAGAGCAGUUGCUGGAGGCAGCUUGAGUUCACUCAAGGUUUUUGCCUUUUAACCAUGUGCUAGAAAAGUUUGAUGAAUUCUGGGGCCUAGACAUUCAAAACUGUGACCCUGGCCCCUAAGGAAUUUGAAAUAAGUUAUUUGAGAGGGAUAACUGUGCUAGUCUGUCACAUGGAAAACAAAAAGGAACAUUGUGAAUCUCAAAAACUUGCAUAUUUACUGCUGAAGGAACUUGGAUGGAGUAGAAAUCUGUUGGCCAUCAGCCAGCCUUGGAAUAUAUCUGCAACUCCUGCUCCCUUUGGUGGUUCACCCCAGAUAUUGGACUACAACUCCCAUCAUCCCCUUUGACCAUUGUGACUGGUAGUUCUAGUCCAGCAUCAUGUGGGGACCUAAAGUUGGAAAUCCCUGCUCUGGAGAAUACAGCCUGGGACCUCAACUAUGACAUCAUCUGCUAGGGACGAGAAAGCUUUGCCAUAUACAGAUGGCCCUCAUUAUCUGGGUCCCAGCACCUGUGAUAUCCAUGGUCAGGCAAUGUAGACCCAACCUGGUUAUCCACAGUUCCAAAAAUAGUCUAAAUUCACCGUGGUUCCUGGGUGGUCAGAAAUGACUUCCAGUGUGAUUUCUGGCCACAUUUUGGAGAAUGGAGCCAUUUUGUGGCUCUUAAAUAAAAUAAAAUAAAAUCCUGUAUCUUUGUGGAGAAUUGGGGGUUUGGGCAGGCAUUGCUGGACAGCUGGAAACCUGGAGAGCAUGGUACAGUUCUUCCUUUCUCUUAUUUCUGCCUCCUCCCUUUUUUGACCUCAAGGAACCUAACCCCCCAGUUCCCAUUGACUCAAGGUUUCAUAUCCACAGUUAUAGGCCAGAACAGAACCCCCACAGGUAACAAGGGCCGCCUAUAUGCCUAUCAUAUGUAUUAAUUAUCCCUUUUAUAUUUAUACCUUUGUGUGCAUUUUAGUUGUGUUCUGCUUUGGGAGCCAAUUUUGGCUAAAAAGGAUUCAUAGUAAGUUAGUCAUGACUAAGCAUCAAUGAGACAAACUAGUUAUGACUAAUUUAAAUCCCAUUAAUUUCAGUGAGACUUAGUUAAGACUAACUUAAGCUGGAUCCUGCCCAUGAAUAAAGUGGUCUGUAAUCCAUGCAAACCUCUGUCCCAAUAAACCUGUCUGCCUUUAAAGUGGGACAGGAUCCUUGGAUAUUAUUGAAAGAUUUGUCUGCCUCUUGUGCAAAGCUGCUACGACAAGCUUUGGAACCAGCUGAAUCGAAAAUGGUUGCUGAUGGAUGGGAACUUCUCUAACAUGUUCUCAGUCUUGUUGGCGAAUCUUAUGUGGCCACUGGAAAAAAAUUUCCAACCAGCUGCAUAGGCAAUGGGUUAUUUUAAAGUUUAGCAUGUUUUAUAACAUUGCUUUUGUGGUGGUUUCCCACCAUGGUUACCUGCCCUGAGCUGGUUAGGUGGAUGCAGCAAGAAUUUUAAAUGCUUAAACUCCUGUUGUUUAAGUCUAUAUGAGGUGAGAUGCAUGGGCUGUAAGUCUUAUUUUGAAAUGCUUUGUUUUCCUCAUUAAAUCCUUCGCUUUAA
Molecule: messenger RNA, 7839 nt
Organism: Hemicordylus capensis (graceful crag lizard)
Lineage: Eukaryota; Metazoa; Chordata; Lepidosauria; Squamata; Cordylidae
Exons: 8
Coding region: 168-4751 (1527 amino acids)
Biological process (GO): regulation of transcription by RNA polymerase II
Molecular function (GO): RNA polymerase II cis-regulatory region sequence-specific DNA binding; DNA-binding transcription factor activity, RNA polymerase II-specific
Source: RefSeq, a predicted model, not a curated record